Molecule: messenger RNA, 498 nt
Organism: Notechis scutatus (mainland tiger snake)
Lineage: Eukaryota; Metazoa; Chordata; Lepidosauria; Squamata; Elapidae
Source: RefSeq, a predicted model, not a curated record
ACGGCUUGGCAAUGGAAGCGCUCUGGGCCAAGAGAGCUGCCUGUGCCCACCCCUCCUCCUGCCAGUGCAGCUCCAGGCUCAGCUGCUGUUGUGGCUGUUGGUUUGCAGCAUGAACCUCCUGGCACGCGACGCCUCCCCUCCGUCCGAGCCCAUGGAGUCCCUCUCCAUCACCCACCGGGACUACAGGCAGGAGGGCUUCCAUCCUGAGCCCCUGCCCCCCACCCAGGUAAGGGGCUCUGCGGGCCAGAGUAGCAGUCAGGCUCCCCACCCCUUCCCUCCUGGACACGCCCCAGUAGCUCCCCUGACGUCCUCUCCUCUUCAGCCCCACGACUACCGGCUGGAACAACCACAGACAUUCUGGCUUGAACAUGCCCAGCAGGUGCCGGGCACCUCCAGCAUCCGGACGGGCGACACCCCUUUCAGGAAGUGCGCAAUGUUCACCACCCCCGUCUCGGAAUGCCUCGACCAGCCGUAGCUGUACGGCCCAGAAAACGUCCC